AUGAAUUCUGAUUCGAGCUCUGUCUCCAGCAGAGCUUCGUCUCCGGACAUGGAUGAGAUGUAUCUGAGGGACCACCACCACCGCCACCACCACCACCAGGAGAGCCGUCUCAACUCGGUCUCCUCCACGCAGGGCGACUUGGUGCAGAAGAUGCCCGGAGAAAGCCUCUCGCGGGCCGGCGCCAAGGCUGCGGGUGAGAGCAGCAAGUACAAAAUCAAGAAGCAGCUGUCGGAGCAGGACCUACAGCAGCUGCGGCUGAAGAUCAACGGACGCGAACGCAAGAGGAUGCACGACCUGAACCUCGCCAUGGACGGGCUGCGCGAGGUCAUGCCCUAUGCGCACGGGCCUUCGGUGCGAAAGCUCUCCAAGAUCGCCACUCUCCUGCUGGCCAGAAACUACAUCCUCAUGCUCACCAGCUCUCUAGAGGAGAUGAAGAGGUUGGUUGGAGAGAUCUACGGAGGCCACCACUCGGCCUUCCACUGCGGGACCGUGAGCCAUUCGGCCGGCCACCCAGCUCACGCCGCCAACGCUGUGCACCCAGUGCACCCCAUCCUGGGUGGCGCGUUGUCGUCCGGCAAUGCCUCAUCACCGCUGUCCGCAGCCUCGCUGCCCGCCAUCGGCACCAUUCGGCCUCCCCACUCUCUGCUCAAAGCGCCCUCUACGCCGCCCGCGCUACAGCUGGGCAGCAGCUUCCAGCACUGGGCCGGGCUGCCCUGCCCCUGCACCAUCUGCCAGAUGCCGCCUCCACCGCACCUGUCCGCUCUCUCUACAGCCAACAUGGCCCGGCUGUCCGCUGAGUCCAAGGACUUGCUCAAGUGA
Messenger RNA from Phyllostomus hastatus (greater spear-nosed bat), 819 nucleotides. RefSeq names its product oligodendrocyte transcription factor 3 (gene OLIG3). NCBI's taxonomy places the organism in Eukaryota, Metazoa, Chordata, Mammalia, Chiroptera, Phyllostomidae. The transcript has a single exon. The record is from RefSeq and is a predicted model, not a curated record. The coding region runs from base 1 to 819 and encodes 272 amino acids. Gene Ontology annotation, molecular function: protein dimerization activity.